AUGGAGAUCAGUACAAGAUUAGAUACCUCAAAUCGCCCAGAUGAGUGGAAGAUUGAACAGGGCAUGGCUGGCCACAAGCUGCCCAUCCUGGAUCAAACCGGCAGCGAAACCGUCCAUGUUUAUCCCCCUUCCUCCGCUCACAGUUUCAAGAAUGAAAAAGCCAUCGAGGCUGUCGGGGACCGGGAAAAGCUGUUUUCGCGAGAGCGCGAUGGUUGGGAAGGAUACAUCGAAUGGGAAGAAUUCCCGGAAAAAAAAGCACAGGCACACAAGAUCCUCACAUCGCAGUCAUUUCCCGAAUGUCCAGACUACAUGUUUGGACCGAUUCCGGACACCAAUCCGGUACUCACGGGAGAUGACUUCAAGGCCUGGCAUGCAGCGCUGGGCGGCGAGCUCACCACGGCAGCGGAUGAUUCCUGGCGUAUAGUCUUGGAGGAGAAACAUCCGGAUAUGCUUCACCUCCUUCAAUUUCCGUAUAACGGCGAGCCUCCCAAACGGCUCACCACUUCCGAGGUGGUCACACCCAACCCCCUUCAUUUUGUGCGGAAUCACGGAGGGAUCCCAAUCAUCGACAAGGACAAGUGGGAUCUCCGACUCGACGGUCUGGUGGCCAAUCCCAAGACUUAUUCCCUGGAGGAGUUGAUGGAUGAGUCUCGCUUCCCUCGUAUAGAAAAGACCGCCACGAUGCAGUGCUCGGGGACUCGACGGAUUGAGCAAAUCAAUGAGUACGGAGGUCAGGGCGACGAAGUGCCCCAAGCUCCGUGGGCCGAAGGUGCGAUUGGCACCGCACGCUACGUGGGCAUCAGCUUGAAGAAGGUGAUUAAAGACUGCGGGGGUCUCGUUGGGGGAGCGAAACAUCUUGAAUUUUACGGCGUUGAUACCUAUGUCAAAGAUCUCGAAGUCGGGAACUAUGUCGUGAGUGUUCCCUGGUCCAAGGUGAAAGCCAACGAGGUGAUCUUGGCAUGGGAGAUGAAUGGCGAGCCUCUACCCAAGAUCCACGGGUAUCCUCUCCGCGUAGUCGUCCUCGGCUAUAUCGGUGCUCGCAGUGUCAAGUGGCUCUACCGGAUCAAGGCCAUCGAGAACUCCUCUCGAGCCCCCGUGCAGGCCAAGGAGUAUCUCUACUUCAAUCAGCAAGUGGGCAAGUAUAACCUACGCCCGACGGAUGGGAUUCAGAUCCAGGAGAUGCCCGUCAGCUCGGCGAUCAUGACACCGUGGACUAAACAAACCAUCAUCCACAAUGGCAAGAUUCACUGCAAAGGCUGGGCAUAUUCAGGCGGAGGUCGAUGGCCCGAGCGAGUCGAAGUGUCUGUCGAUGGAGGUUUCAGCUGGUACGCCGUACCUCCAGAGAAGAUGUCGGAGAAAGGGCGCUGGAGAUGGCGCACAUGGGAAAUCGACGUCCCAUGUGACGUGGAAGGUUGGAUUGAGAUUGUGUGUCGCUGCUGGGACAAUGCUCUCAAUACACAGCCUUUGAAUGUGCGGGCAGCGUGGAAUUGGGGUCUGCAUGUGACCUCGUCUGCCCAUCGCAUCAAAGUUUACAGUGUCAACAAAAGUCGAGACGUGACCCGCAAGCGCUUGGAGCAGUUUGAACAUCUAGGAAUUCCCCUUGCCCCACUGACCCGCUACGAAGCCGUCUCCUCGCAGACCCCGGAGGAGUACGAGCAAUUCUGGCGAGAUCAUGACCCUCGGGACGUUGACGACUAA
Molecule: messenger RNA, 1698 nt
Organism: Penicillium oxalicum
Lineage: Eukaryota; Fungi; Ascomycota; Eurotiomycetes; Eurotiales; Aspergillaceae
Product: sulfite oxidase
Exons: 2
Coding region: 1-1698 (565 amino acids)
Cellular component (GO): mitochondrion
Molecular function (GO): molybdenum ion binding; oxidoreductase activity
Source: RefSeq, a predicted model, not a curated record